ACCGGAAGUGGCGAUAUGUGUACACGAAUUUGUCAUUCGUGUGCACUUGUGGCGGAAACGUGGCAGCGAAACGGGGCGCUGUUGGCGUUUUUAAUAUCCCCCUUAUCCCUCUGUCUCUUCUCGACUGCUAGUUCUCUCAUAUGGAUUCGAGAUAUACAAGACGUUUUCUCUGUUGAAGACAAGGAUAAUUAUCGGAUAUUUUCUACACGAAUAAACAAAAUGAAGUGGCACAUCUUACUUACAGCACUCGCUGUGUUAUGCGCAAUUGCAUAUGCAGAAGAGGAGGAAAAGGCUGCUAGAUUAUUAGUCUCUAAACAGAUACUCAACAAAUAUCUAGUAGAAAAUAUGGAUAUAGUUAUUAAGUAUACUAUUUAUAAUACUGGCAAUGUGGCUGCAUCCGAAGUCGAGAUCACAGACAAUUCAUUCCAUCCAGACCACUUUACUCAUGUGAGCGGCGAAUUAAAUGCUAGGAUCGAUAAUGUACCUCCUUACACAAAUGUGAGCCACACUGUGGUUGUAAGGCCACGCAAAUUUGGGUAUUUUAACUUUACCUCGGCUGAAGUUUUGUACCGUCGCUUCCAAGAGGCUCCUAGAUUACAAGUUGCAGUAAGCAGCGAACCUGGCGAAGGACUGAUUGUGGCAUAUAGAGAUUAUGAUAAACAAUUUUCAUCUCAUGUGGUCGAUUGGGCUGCGUUUGCUGUAAUGACUCUACCUUCCUUACUUAUUCCAUUCGCUUUAUGGUAUUCAAGUAAAUGUAAAUACGAGAAAUUGUUGAAGAAUACGAAGAAACACUGAUCAUAUUUUGAAUAUUAGAAUUUUUUUCAGGAAUAUUUCUAGAUCAUUUUAUAUAUAAAUUUUCCUAUGUCAUUGUAAGAAAUACGACUGUUCCACACUACGUACAUCUACUUUUGUAAUAAACUAUCUCACUAUUGUUUGUGAAAAAUCA
Nylanderia fulva is the source of this 946-nucleotide messenger RNA. It is a transcript of the gene SsRbeta, whose product is annotated as signal sequence receptor beta. Lineage: Eukaryota; Metazoa; Arthropoda; Insecta; Hymenoptera; Formicidae. Gene Ontology annotation, cellular component: endoplasmic reticulum; membrane. The record is from RefSeq and is a predicted model, not a curated record.